AUGUCCAGCCCAGAGGAGACGCCGAUCACCGAGGAGCAGCGUCGGUUAUCUCAAAAUGGUGCCCUGAACGCCGCGUUCUGGCAGCAUCCACCAUCGCAGCAUCCACCACCGCUGCAAUCCGACGCCCCGGCGAUACAGCAAACGCUGCAAUUGUUGCAAUCACAGUUAGCUCAGCAACAAGCGCUCCUGGCUCAAUUGGUGCAACAGCAGCUUCCCGCGCCGCAAAUUCUACAGCCCGAGCAGCAUCCACCGCCAAAGCCCAGCAAUCCGGAGCUCAUCCUCGAAGCUCUAGCCAGCAACAUAACGGAAUUUCAUUACGAUGCCGAUGCUGGCGUUACGUUCGAGUCCUGGUAUGCGCGGUACGAUGACCUUUUUGCGCAGGACGCAGCCCGCUUAGACGACGCUUCGAAGGUCCGCUUGCUAGGACGUAAGUUGGGCGCAGCCGAGCACGCCCGUUUUAUUAAUUACAUUUUGCCACGAUCCGCCCGUGACUUCGCGUUUUCCGAAAUGGUGGAAAAGCUUAAAAUGCUCUUUGGCAAAAUGGAGUCUACCCUAUGCAAGCGUUUUAAGUGCUUCAAUACGACGAAAACGCGCGAUGAGGAUUUACUGGCAUUUACCUGCCGCGUAAACCGUGCCUGCGUGGAAGCGGAAUUUUCUUCAAUGACAGAAGAACAGUUCAAGUGUCUCGUUUUAGUGUGUGGGUUAAAGGACGAAGGUGACCGCGAUGUACGAAUCAAGUUGUUAGCUAACCUGGAGGAACGGAAGGACGCAACUCUAGAGCAGCUAGCGGAACUUUGUCAGCGACUGAUUCGUGUGAAGGCUGAUAGUGCAAUGAUCGCGCCUGGGAAUCUACUUCACCGCAACAUCAGUCAGCUCGUGGAUUCCGGAAUGGCGAUACCGUAUGGGCAAAACAAUUUGUCCGUAAUUCAUGGAAGUGGAUCGCCGGAAAAGUCGUUCGUCGUUGCGGACGUGUAA
Anopheles moucheti is the source of this 975-nucleotide messenger RNA. RefSeq lists its product as uncharacterized. The coding region runs from base 1 to 975 and encodes 324 amino acids. The transcript has 2 exons. The record is from RefSeq and is a predicted model, not a curated record. Lineage: Eukaryota; Metazoa; Arthropoda; Insecta; Diptera; Culicidae.